CCUCCCCUCCCUCCCUCGUGUGGAGGGCGCUGUUGUUGUUGUUGACUAAGAGCAGAUUGGCCUCUCACUCUCCCAUGUUCUUUCCCAUGUCCCACCAGGAGCCAGACGUUUCUGCAGAUAACUACACUUUGGCCCGUUGUGUGGAGAUCAUGUGGCUCCAACACCCGCUUUCCCUGAUGGAGCCCAAGAACCUGUGCAAGAACCUCCAACGUGUCUUUAGCAAAAAUUUCCCCGAAAUUAAGCUCAAAGUGGACAGUGUCCUUGAGUUGCCAUCAGGAAACAGCCUGGCUCACCUGACCAGUAAACUAGCCGUGGAUCAUAUCCUGGAGAAGGCCGCGAAUUCGGUUUAUUCCAUUCAAGUCAAGUUCCGAAUGGGGGAACCGAAGCUUCUCGACGAAUCGAACGUCACCUUUCUCUCCUCGCUGGAUGAGAUUUGGGACGAGACGUCCGUGAUCAUUGACCUUGACAAGAUGCCAGAUACUCUGAGACCUCAGGCUAAAGAUCUGAUCAUGGCCAAGCACGUCCAAUUCGACGAGAAGCUGAAUAAAAUCUCUGCCACUGGAGCAUUCGAAGAGAUACAAGAACUCCGCUGGGAGCUUCAGGGCUUAUAUUCCGGGAACGUCAGCCAUCUAGAGCCAGUGAGUGUGCCGGCGGAUACAAAGGACAACAGCGUGUUUGAAAGAGAGAGCUUCAACGAGUUGGACAUUUCAUCCUCUUCCUUCCGCCAAGAAAAGGGGAUCAAAGUGAUCCAGAAGGAACUCCCAGUGGAUCAAAAGGACCUCAGGUUGGUUCUCCCACCUGGCAUUGAGGGGAGGCCAGAGGAACUGUCAAAGGAGGAGGAGCUUGUGGUUGAAGCAAAGAAAGUUGGGAUUGUCGAGGAGAUUUCCGCGGUUGCUCUCAGGCCAAAGGAACCGACGAGGCAGAAGGUGGUUGUGGUUGAAGCAGAGAAGGUUCAGAGGUUACCUGCAGUGCCUCUGACACAAAAGAAACCGUCAAAGGAGGAGGUCCCUCAAGUUUCUCCGCUGCCACCAGCGAGCUGGGUUAAAGAAACAGCUCCAAUGGUGAUCAAGGGAAUGCCAUCGGAAACCCCUGUAGCAAAGGCGGCGACGGCUGUCGGAGACAAGACGAUCAAAGAUCAAGAGAAGGCGAGACCCACGGAAGACAAGACGGAAAAGGUAUUCAUUCCUUCUUUAUCCUCAUCGCCAACAAAGGCCAAAGAACCGCAGGAGCCGGCCGAGAGCACGGCCCCUACCGACGUCUUCCUCUUCGACCCCAUCAUCACCUCCUCGGGCUUUGACUUCACAAAGAAGAUAGCGAAGAGGCAACUAUUGCUCAGCAGCAGCAGAGGCGGACAGGGGGGCAUCCCACUUACAAUGCUGGAAUAUGACUACAUCAACGAAGCGUACUCGGAGGAGAUACAGUCCAUCAGCGACAGGUUCAAAGUGGGCCUGACCCCGGAAAUCAUCCUGAAUGUCCAGCCCACGCAAGAUAAUAAGGAUCCCACGGCGGUGGAAGAGGCUCAGGAGUUGUUGAUCAGCCUGGUGGAAGAGGCAAUGCCGAACCUAGCGGAGAGCACCCUCUCCGUCUCGUUUGAGGAAACCCCCAUCGUGCAGAAAGCUCUACCGGAGAUACAGGCCAAGCACAAGAGGCUCGUGGCCAAGAAGCUCAAGGAGGGCUAUUCUCUGGUCGGCCCCGUGGAAGAGAUCAAGGACGCUCAAGAUGAACUCAUCAUGGCCUUGAAGAAGGCGGAAGAAAAGCCCUUGUUAGAGAUGGAGGGAACGUGCGAUUUGCUGGAGAAUGGCUUCGACAUUUACCACAAUUACUGGCAGAUUCUCUUACUCAAACACGAGGUGGAUUUGACCAACAUCUCGAUCCGUUACGACGUUGGCAUUAACGUGCAGGACAGCUCCAACAACGAAAUGAAGAAGGUCUCCAUCAAGCAGUCGACAGGCACCUACAAUAUGUUGUGGCAGGCCCACGAGGCCUUCAUCGACCUCUACCAGAGCGUGGCCACCAAUGUGGCCAGCAUGUCGUUGGAGAACAUGAAGGACCUGGAGUACAUGAAGAUGAUGGAGGAUGAGCUGACCCACAAGUACAAAGGCCUGCUUUUCCUGGAGAAACCCGACGAGUUUACCCUGGUAGGACCUUACAGCGACCUGGUCAAAGCAGUGAACGACGUCAACAAUUUACUCAACAGGAAGAUAUUCAAGGACAUACCCAACGUGGACAAGUAGAACCUCCCCAAACGUUCUCUGCGCCAAGGCACACGAUUAACUUUCCUUUCGCAUUUUUCUUCGGCCGGCUCUGCCCCCGUCAAUAUCCGUCGCACAUUGCAGAGGAAGAAGAAAGGUUCGACGAGGCAAAUCUCUUCUCUCUUUUUUUAAAAAUCUCAGUCCAGUUAUUAUUCUGCGAUCGAUCGAUUUCGUCGAUUAAAAUUAUAUUCAAAAAAAAAAAACCCCAGAACCAACUUGAAGGUGGUAUCAUCGGUUG
Molecule: messenger RNA, 2490 nt
Organism: Callorhinchus milii (elephant shark)
Lineage: Eukaryota; Metazoa; Chordata; Chondrichthyes; Chimaeriformes; Callorhinchidae
Exons: 3
Coding region: 75-2234 (719 amino acids)
Source: RefSeq, a predicted model, not a curated record